Neurospora crassa OR74A is the source of this 686-nucleotide messenger RNA. RefSeq lists its product as hypothetical. The record is from RefSeq and is a predicted model, not a curated record. The coding region runs from base 1 to 414 and encodes 137 amino acids. The transcript has 3 exons. NCBI's taxonomy places the organism in Eukaryota, Fungi, Ascomycota, Sordariomycetes, Sordariales, Sordariaceae.
AUGGGAGAUAUCCCCAACAGGCAGACGGCUGAGCCUCAAGUUGACCGCCCACGGAUGGGAAAACAGUGGAUGGAAAUCAAUGGUCCUUCAAUCCUUGUUUGGGGAACUGUCUGCAUCCUCGUGAUGGCUUCAACUGGACUCUUUGUUCGCCUCUGGCGCCAGCAGAGAUCGGACCGUUCUGCCUCGAUGGCUACUACUGCGGAUUCAGAGGGCAAGAGUAAUGGCUUGGUUGAGGAACAGGCUGUGAUGGAGAAGGACGCCAACUUUCGCGUUCAAGUCUUGAGUGAUUUGAAGAUGUUAGAGGAUGAGGUCAAGAUGGCGAAGGAGUAUUUUGAGCAGUCGAGAAAGGAACUUGAGGAGCUGAAGAGGGACGCUAAUGCUCUCCUUGGUGCUCUGCAGCAGAAACGGGGUUGAUAUUCAUGUCAGAACUCACGAGGGAGGGAGGAGUGGUGCUGCAGUAUGGGGUGAUUGGGAAGACCUGGUAUCUUAAAGACCAAGAGUGGAGAGGUCAAAAAAGGAGACAUCGUUGUGAGCCUGUCGUGGAGUUCAAUAGCAUCCAUCCGCAGAAUUUCGUCAAAGGAUGAGCUGCUUGAUGUCAAUAAGAUGGACGCUUAGCAAUGUCGCCCCAUAUUUAUCAUUAUUAUCGGUUAGUCCAUUAACACCAACACAAUUACACAUCCCCUGCC